Saccostrea echinata is the source of this 2078-nucleotide messenger RNA. RefSeq names its product receptor for retinol uptake stra6-like. NCBI's taxonomy places the organism in Eukaryota, Metazoa, Mollusca, Bivalvia, Ostreida, Ostreidae. Gene Ontology annotation, cellular component: plasma membrane. Gene Ontology annotation, biological process: vitamin A import into cell. The transcript has 17 exons. Gene Ontology annotation, molecular function: retinol transmembrane transporter activity; signaling receptor activity. The coding region runs from base 1 to 2004 and encodes 667 amino acids. The record is from RefSeq and is a predicted model, not a curated record.
AUGAAUAGUUCAAAUAUUAGCAGCGAAACAGGGUACUACUAUGCCCCCGAAGUUGCCAGAAAUCUUCGCAAAGCAUUCAGAGAGGCGUGGGAAAAAGAAGUCACACACAGAAAGGAGUGUGAAGAUCCUAUCGACCAUCAGGACAUGUACGUCUUUCUCCUCAUUCCAGCAGUUCUGAUCAUAACGUUUUUAUUCGUCUCAAAAUUGGAGGUUGUCGGUCGUGUUUUACAUGGAAAAAGUGUCUCGAGAAAGCCUAAAGAUACCUUCGGAUCAGACCGGUUUUCCUUUGCCGCAAUAUUCGGUGCCUUAACGUUCCUUUGUUUUGAGAUUGCUGUCAAACGACGAUACGUUGUACGACGUGCCAAUGACGGUCCCCUGAACGUCCAAAUUCUAGGUGCUGUUGUUUCCAUCAUUGUAUACACGCUGGAUUACUUCCCCUUGUUGACUGCUCUGGCAGACAAGACGGUGAUAGGAGACAUGGUGGGGACACUUUAUAUUUGGACGAUGACAUCACUGUUCAUUAUUCAGAGACUUGGUUGUUACGGUGAAGAGGGGAGGCGACUGGUAUUAUUCAUACAAAACAUUCCCAUCUUCAUGUGCCUCGUUUUCCUGGCUGUUAGCUUUCCAGCAAGGUUGAUCUUGUCUGUCCGUAAAAUUUUAAAGAAGGUGGACGGUACGUACGAAGAAUUUUCUGCGCAGGAAACAGAUAGCAUAAGGCAAACUCCGCAGGGGAGAUACGUCCAGAGUCUGCUUAAGAAAAGACCCAAAGAAACACUGAAAAACAAGGUGGCUAGCGAUGCAGACAAUUCUUUUGGACACAGACUGAAGGAACUUAUGAUGGAAAUAAGAACCAAAGUGACAUACAAAAAUAUUCCAGAAUUUCGGUAUUCUCUGCGAAUGAUGGGGGUGGUAGUAAUUGGGGUGCUUCUUAUUUACAUGAUAUCUGCGGAAGUUCUUCUUGGACUGAUUCCGCUACUCUCCUAUAUAAAAUCCCUAAUUUUGAGGAAAAUCUCGAGGGUGGAAGGUUUCUCAGAAGAACACGGUAUCAAUACCAACUUUACAAUCACAGUGCUCAGUGUGACAAGGGACGUAACCGUCGCUAUACAAGUUUGUGCUAUCCUGUCUUCGUUUCUGGUAUUCUGUAUUGGUCUAAUGAAUAUCAUUCACACACUUAUUUCAUACAGGCAAUAUCUGAUGGAAUUAUACCGCGGAGACAGCUCACACAUCCCAAAACGGGAAAACCAAAACAAUACGGACAUCCUGGUGGGAAGCAUGCAGUUUGCGGGAUACCAGAUAGGAUUUGUAAUCUUUGCUUAUGCCGUGCAGAUUGUGAUUUUGUUUUUCUCAUCAUUCGGAAUAUCCCUGGUCUUCAUCGUAAUAAAGUACAAUCGUGAAAAACCGAUUCGCAAAGUUGUGGAAAUGAUGUGGCCUAUGGUUGUUUUCUCAGUUCUGGUGCGACUUCUUCAGAUCAUUACUGCAAAGUUUGUUUUCCUUCAGGAUAAAGGGAGGGUGAUGGCGAUUAGAUAUCGGCGGAGUUACCUUGUGUUCCUGUAUUUUACUUUCAUUUUGGAUAUUAUAAUCGGUACAAUGCGCUGUCCGUACCGCCUUGUCAAAGCAAUAAUUCUUGGAUCGUUGACUUUGUCAAGAUUGGAUCAUAGCGCCCUCUCCCGGGAGUUCGAAACUUUGGAUACUGGUUUCCGCGCCUAUGUGGGAUUUCUGCACUUUGAGAAUAUGACGUCACAUCCAGUUUUAUUGACAUUUGUCCGUCUGUUGCUAGCAAGACCUGGAGGAUUCGAACCACCUAAAAAAUUAAAAGCCAGCGUUAAAGCGUCUGUGUCACAUGGAGAGGUCAUAAUAUCUGAAUUAGGGAACGCUUUCUGGAAGGAUAAUCAACUGACAAAGAAAGCCAGGGCAAAACAUCGCUGGCAUCUGUUGUACACUCUACAUAAAAAUCCCCAGCUUCAGUUUCUAAGAAGAAACUCGUUUGACUGGUUGGAGGAUUAAAUAAAUGCACAUUAUUGUCUCGAGACUGAAAACUAUAGACCUUGUGGAUAUUUCCAUCAUGUGUUUGUUACUUU